This is a messenger RNA of Sphenostylis stenocarpa, 801 nucleotides long. The record is from the annotation of a GenBank genome assembly. NCBI's taxonomy places the organism in Eukaryota, Viridiplantae, Streptophyta, Magnoliopsida, Fabales, Fabaceae.
AUGGGCGAAGCAUUGUUCGAUCUUGAACAAGUUCUCAUUUCCAAGAAGGAAAAAUUGACACCUCAGGAAUUAAAUAUUCUACUCUCGUGCAAAUCCAAAGCUGUGAGGGAUUUCACUGCUAGUGCACUUGCUGGGGGUACUGCUGCAUGGGCAGCAACUUGGAAACUUAGCAAACCAUUUCGAGUCAACCUUUCCGCUGGAGCUGGUGCUUUCUGUGGACUGUUGCUAUUUAGUAGAACCUUGUAUUCUUGUGCAGAUCAGAUUCUUUCAAUGGAUGGUAGUAUAUUGCAGAAGGAGUUAGCGAAUAUAAUGGUGACAAAAUACCAGAAUGAUCCUUUGUUAAAGCAGCUUAUAUCUAAGCAUUUCUACUCGGAGAGGAUUUUUGAUGAUUCAUGUAAUAAUCCUAAAUUAAGAUGGAGAUACCGGAAUUUCUAUAUCGAGAAUGCAGUCCAUGGUCAUAGGACACAUGAUCAUGAAUCUCAUGAUAAAUUCCAAAACCACUCUCGUAAUUAUUCUAAUGAUAAAUCCCAAGGCAGGUCUGAAAAUGUAACCAACAGCAAAAGGACAACAAAUCUUGUGACGAAGCAUACUCUUACAGACGCGGGUCCUGAUAUGACGUCGGAGGUAGACCCUCUUGAUUCUCUUUUGGGUUAUGCCUCUCCUGUGGAAGGCCCUCUUCAUUCUAAUUCCCCCAAAAAACCAUCAGCAACUCAAAACCGGGCUCAUAAAAGAUCUCACCGUAGGCGUCGGAUGCGAAAUCGUGAAGACCUUUCACAUUCUGAGCCUACAGAAGAAGUUUGA